Messenger RNA from Medicago truncatula (barrel medic), 724 nucleotides. RefSeq lists its product as uncharacterized. Bases 117 to 494 code for a protein of 125 amino acids. The record is from RefSeq and is a predicted model, not a curated record. The transcript has a single exon. NCBI's taxonomy places the organism in Eukaryota, Viridiplantae, Streptophyta, Magnoliopsida, Fabales, Fabaceae.
GAAAAAAACAGUGGCCACAAUAAAAAUUAGGCGAAAAAAGUAGAAAAAUGAAUAAAUAAAGAAAUCUGGUCCUGAAGAUAAAUAAAUAGGAUUUGGAAAGAGAAGAAAAGGAAAAGAUGUGGUGUUGGUGUUCCAACGUUGUCAUCUCAGUAGGAACAGGACGACGGCGGGGGCACUGGAAAGAAGUAACGACGGAGCAUCAUCGAUUGGGUAUUCAUGCGAAUAUGGAAUCAUCGAAUUCAAUUUCAUCAAAACAGGAAAAGCAGGAGAUUAGUGGGUCAGAUGUACUGUGGGCAUUGCAGAAGAGAGUAAGCACGUCUCGUAAGAAGAAGAAGAAGAAGGAGUCAUCAUCAUCCUCUGCGCCCAGUCGCAUGGAAGAGAUUCAUGUGGACUACUAUACCGAUGUUCGCCCACUCUGUAUAAACGAUUAUUGGGGUCCCAAAUUGGAUCAAUUGGAGAAACGUCUUCGUCACCUUUCACAAGAUACUCUUUGAUUUCAUUUCAUUUCAUCAUGUUCAUUACUACCAUUCUACGGAAAUAUGUUUUUUUUUUUUUUUUUUUUUGUCACUAUUCGCACCAUUUUAAAUUUGAUUCUACUAAACUGUUGUUAUAGUAGGCAAGUACUUGCCGUGUACGAGUCGCCUUCCAUUUCCAAUCUACCAUGAAUUGUUCCAAUCCUUUACCUAUUAUAACCAAUUUCCUCAUUAUUUUAUCUCUAAAACCA